CCUGGUUGGAGCCACACCUCAGAGAGAGAGAGAGAGUGAGAGAGAGAGAGAGACGUUAGAGCUACAGCUGGUUCUGAUCUCAGUCUGACGCCUUCAGCCCGACCAACACCUCCUCGUCUUCCUCCUCUUCCUCGUCUUCUUCUUCUGAUCAAACCUGAAGCUGUCGUCACAGUUUGGAUAUUAAAACACAAACUUUUUUCAUCAGUGGACUUUAACGGAUUCUGUCAGUUUUGUGGGAAGACAUUUUUUUUGCUCUAUUUUAGUUAAUUUAAUUUAAUACUUCCCUCUUUGAAUUUGUGGAUAUUUGAUAUUUUUCUUCAGUCUCCUGGCGUCCUUCAGUGGACAGUUUUCGCUCUGAGGGUAUAUUUGGGUUUUUCUGCGUGUCGCUGCUGGUUCAGGUUUUUGUCUGAAUGCCCCAGGAUUAUCCAUCGGCUGCACUUCCUCCCCCGGCGUGCAGGGCGGCAGCAGAGAGCGGCGGCCAGCCGCUGGACAGGCGCAGCGUCGGCAUGAGCGACUUCUGGCACAAGAUGGGCUGCUGCGUGGUAGCGAAACCACCGCCGAAGAAGAAGAGGAGGAGGAUUGAUCGCACUAUGAUCGGAGAGCCGACCAACUUCAUUCACCUCACACACAUCGGCUCUGGAGAGAUGGCCGAGGGGCUGCAGCCGUCGGGGUCGGUUCAGGAACAGAUGAGGUCUAAAGGCCCGAGCGUGAACGGCAGGAACAGCCUGUUAUAGCCGGAGUGUAUUAAACUGACGUAGACCAGCUGACCGACCUCCUUCCUCCACGACGACCUUCACUCUCCUCUCCGACAUCUGAUCGCCGACUGAAGGCUCCAACUGCCCUGCUGGAGUUCCCCUCAGCAAUGUGCAGCACCGCCAGCCACCUGCAGGGGGGCGCCGUCCUGACCCGGAAAAGACAAAUCUCUACUUUGAGGAUCAUCACUUUCUUAUUUUCUGAAAAUCAUUAAAACAAAAACAUCCAGUCAUGAGUCCAGAUGGAGUUUUUCUACAUCUCAGGUCCAAUAAAACACCAGCUCUGCAUCGGAUCCAGGAACAACAAAACCAAGGCAAGGACUACAUCUCCCAGCAUGCCUUUAAACUCCGUCUACGUCUACGCUGACAUCGAGGAAACAAAUUUAGAUCAGAGUAAAAGAAAUGUCUUGUGCUCACCACUAGAGGGCAGACAUGAAGAGGUCCCCGUCAGUAUUACAUCAAACCGACCGAUGACAUCACUGGACUUCAUUUCCCAGAAUGCCGUUCUAUUCAGGAUAUGCGACAAAUGACAGAAUGUCUGUAUUUAAGAAAGAAAUUGUCACUAAACUUUUUUGUAAAAAAAGACUACAUUUCCCAGCAUUCAUAGGGAAGUUUCCGCUUCCCGUCGUGGAGACAAUCGUCCAUUUAAACCCUCCUGCUGGUGGAAAGUCUCUCUAACGUUUCCUCAAUGGACAUUUUGUUGUUUUUUUCUCUGUUCAUUGGUCACAUGGUCGCUUCAGUGAUGACAUCAUUGGACUUCGACUCCCAGGAUGCCUCACUGCUGGUGCUGAAUGAUUAAAGACUUUUAGGAGAUGGGAAAGUCCCCCCUAUGUGUGUGUGUGUGAUGUCAUCUGGUCUUAAUAUCCCACCAGUUUAAAUAUAAACGUUGCUUCACUGAACUCUCAGCGGGGAUUGGACACACAGAUCAAAACUUACAUUAGAAAAUUACCGGGUUUUUUAGAAGUUCCAUAUUUCCACGUAUAGAAAGAUUUUAUUUUUUUUUCUGCUCAUUUGACUACUCAAGCUGUGGGUCGGGGCCCUAAACGGGUCUUAAGCUGACAUACUUAGGGGACCCACGAAGACGGAAAUGUGUGAACUUUUAACUUCGGGGCGCCACUUUGAGACAUUUUUAAACAUUUCAUGCUGCAUCUGGCGGGAAGAUCAAGUGUUUAUCUGCUUUAUAUUUUUAAUAUUUGAACGUUAUUUUUUAAUUUUCUGCUGUUUUUGGGUGAUUUGCUGUAUGAUUUCUCCUGAUGUCACUGUGUGUUUUUUCUAUUUUGUUUUGCUUCCGUCUGGUUGCAGAGCUUCGGUUCAGUUUGGGUCUCUCGAUAUAUUGAAGAUUUCUAACAUUAGAGAGGUCGUGGGAAAGAUUAGACAUCCUUUGCAAAGUUUCUUUAAAUAUAAGAUGACGAAAAAAAAUAACUUUGAUUAAAUGUAAGUAUAUAAAUUCCCCCAAAAAGUUUAAUUCCAGCACUUUAUAGAAAGCUGUAACAGGAGGAGGCUAGGGCUUUAGAGUCCAACCCACCAACCAAACUCUAUACAGUUUUCUGUGUAUUUAAACAAACCUAAAAAAAACACAUUGUAUUUAUGCAUUUAUCUGUUCCAUUACAUUUUCUGUAAUAUGUAUGUCACUACAUUACGGUCUAAAUAUUUCAAAGCUUCUCUACAGUGUGUGUUGUGUAAUUCUGGUGAAAAAUAUGAACUCCUAUUUAAUUUAUUUAGUUGUUUUUGCCUUAAAAUUGUCUGAUUUUAAAAGAUAAUUAGAUUAAAAAUAGAUCAAAAUCAACCUUGAAACAACCCAACAUGUUCAGCUGUAGAGUGGAAACUACUGUUUAUGUUAUUAAACCCCCAAAUUACCAGAAAUAGUGUUGACAUGACCUCAGUAUUCUGACCACACCAGACUUCUAUUGACAAAACUGAUUUUACUCAGACUGGACAGUCGAGACUUGUUUUU
Sebastes umbrosus (honeycomb rockfish) is the source of this 2706-nucleotide messenger RNA. It is a transcript of the gene cdc42se1, whose product is annotated as CDC42 small effector 1. Lineage: Eukaryota; Metazoa; Chordata; Actinopteri; Perciformes; Sebastidae. Gene Ontology annotation, biological process: regulation of Rho protein signal transduction. Gene Ontology annotation, molecular function: small GTPase binding. The record is from RefSeq and is a predicted model, not a curated record. The coding region runs from base 411 to 734 and encodes 107 amino acids. The transcript has 5 exons. Gene Ontology annotation, cellular component: plasma membrane.